Messenger RNA from Sordaria macrospora k-hell, 1101 nucleotides. RefSeq lists its product as uncharacterized. NCBI's taxonomy places the organism in Eukaryota, Fungi, Ascomycota, Sordariomycetes, Sordariales, Sordariaceae. Gene Ontology annotation, molecular function: GTP binding; GTPase activity. The record is from RefSeq and is a predicted model, not a curated record. Gene Ontology annotation, cellular component: plasma membrane; recycling endosome. Gene Ontology annotation, biological process: regulation of endocytosis; vesicle-mediated transport.
AUGACAAGACCUAGGCGGUCAUCCGCUACGAGCGAGGAGAGCGCGGGGACUGGGAGAGAGCAGGAAUUAGGGAGCAUGUACGAUUACCUCGCAAAGAUCAUUCUCCUAGGGCCAAGCGGGUCAGGAAAAUCCUGCCUCCUCCAUCGCUUCGUAAAAAGCGAAUGGCGCGUCCUCUCCUCACAAACAAUCGGCGUCGAAUUCGCCUCCAAAAUUAUAAAAGUCGGCACCGGGGCCCGCCGAAAGCGCAUCAAGCUACAACUCUGGGACACGGCCGGAACCGAACGCUUCCGCUCAGUAUCACGCUCCUACUACCGCGGUGCUGCCGGCGCCGUGCUCUGCUACGACAUCACAUCCCACAACAGCUUCUCGAACCUCCAGCCCUUUCUCAACGACGCCCGCGCACUCGCCUCGCCAAACUUGAGUCUCAUUUUGGUUGGGAACAAACUCGACCUAGCCUCCGGGGGCGGCCAACCAGACGAGGAGGACCUGCUCGGCCCGCUACCGCCACCAACACCAAGCAGUAUCAGCGCGCAUAGCAUUCCGUAUACGAUUAGUAGUGUGCAUACGGGGACGGGGAGCGCGAGCGUCAGCAUGGCCGGGACGCCUUUGCAAGCGGGGAGUUACGCUUCGUCUACGACAUCCACGAUCCGCCCGGGAGAUAGUACGGGGACGAGUUAUGGGUAUGGGCUGGGGUCACAACUACGAGCUACGGUGGCGCCUGAUGGGCGAGAGGUUUCGGCUGUGGAGGCGAGUCGGUGGGCGAGCACGGUCAAUGUACCGGUGACGAUGGAGGUCAGCGCUUUUAGUGGUGAGGGUGUCGAUGAGGUGUUUGGGAGACUGGCGAGGAUGAUUUUGACCAAGAUUGAGUUGGGCGAGAUCGACCCAGAUGAUCCGAUGAGUGGCAUUCAGUAUGGCGAUUACGGAGGCGGGUGGAGCGGUGGUGCGAGUGAUGGAGCGAGUAUCAAGAGCUCUAUGACCGGGGACGAACAAGGCACAAGGAAUAGGAGGCGCAAGCCAAGGCGAGGAGUUCAAGGGUUGAGGGAGUGGGAGGAGGUAUUUACGCUCACUAGCGGCAGGAGGAGGAACAAUGGUUGUUGUUGA